UUGGAGAAAAACGUCAGCACGGACUUCCUUUGGGAUAAGCGAACAGGCCUCGCUGCAAAAACGAUGCCUCAUUCACGCCGAUACCCGUCAUCGGAGAGGGGUCGGCGGGGCAGUCACCGGGAACGCUACCGCAGCCGAAAACACCGGCGUCGGCGUAGGACGCCCUCCUUCUCCUCCAGCAGCGAACGGGAGCGCAGCCGCUACAGGACCAGGAGCCGCAGUCGCAGCCGAGACCGCGCAGACAGACGAGGAGGAGGAGGAGGAGGUGGAGGAGGAGGAGGGCGUAGGAGAGAAAGCAAUUACCAGCGUUCCAGGAGCUAUGACAAUCGUUCGGUGGAGCACCGGCUGUACGAGCGGCGUUACUAUGACGACCACCGGCUGGACUACAGCUGGGGUCGAGAGCGAGAGCGGGAACGAGAGCGCGAGAGGGAACGCUGUCUCGCCGAAGCCUACUACACCCACUCCGACCUGCCGCCGCCGCCUCCGCCGCCGCGUUGCUACGACUACCGGGACAGCGGGGAGGGCGGGGACUCUUUCGAGAGGCGGAGCAGUCGGCGGCAGCAGAAACGCCGUCGCCGCAGAACCAGAACCAGAACCAGAACUUACAGCCCCUCAUCCUCAGCGCGGAGCGACAGUCGGACGCGGGCGUCGGCUGUGAAGGACGAUGAGGAGGGUCACCUGGUUUACCGACCCGGAGACGUCCUGCAGGAGAGAUACGAGAUAGUGAACACGCUGGGUGAGGGCACUUUUGGCAGAGUGGUUCAGUGUAUAGACCAUCGCAGGGGCGGUUCUCGGAUUGCCCUGAAGAUCAUUAAAAACGUCGAGAAGUACAAAGAGGCAGCGAGGCUGGAGAUCAACGUCUUAGAGAAGAUCAACGAGAAAGAUCCGGAAAACAAGAAUCUAUGUGUGCGGAUGUUUGACUGGUUCGACUAUCACGGUCACAUGUGUAUCAGUUUUGAGCUCUUGGCUUUGAGUACCUUUGACUUCCUGAAGGAGAACAACUACCUGCCCUACUCCAUCGGCCAGGUCCGACACAUGGCCUUCCAGAUCUGCCUCGCCGUCAAGUUUCUCCACGACAACAAGCUGACUCACACGGACCUGAAACCCGAAAACAUCCUGUUUGUCAACUCAGACUAUUCCAUCACCUACAACGCCGAGAAGAAGCGGGAUGAGAGAACAGUGAAGAGCACGGCUGUGAGGGUGGUGGAUUUCGGCAGCGCCACGUUCGAUCACGAACACCACAGCACCAUCGUCUCUACACGACACUACCGCGCUCCAGAGGUCAUCCUGGAGCUGGGCUGGAGCCAGCCGUGUGACGUGUGGAGUAUCGGCUGUAUUCUUUUUGAGUAUUACGUCGGGUACACGCUUUUUCAGACUCACGAUAACAGGGAACACUUGGCUAUGAUGGAAAGAAUACAAGGACCAAUCCCUUCCAGAAUGAUCCGCAAAACCAGGAAGCAAAAGUAUUUUUACCGUGGGAGACUGGACUGGGACGAAAACUCUUCAGCAGGACGUUACGUCAAAGAGAACUGUAAACCCCUCCGAAGAUAUCUGUUGUCGGAGGUGGAGGAGCACCAUCAGCUCUUCGACCUGCUGGAGGCCAUGUUGGAGUACGAACCUUCCCGACGCAUCACUCUCUCCGCGUCUCUCCGUCAUCCCUUCUUCUCUCCUCUCCGCGAGAGCGAGCACACGGCCAGCAGCAGCAGCCGCGACAUUAGCCGAUGACCCCUGUGGCCCUCUCACCGUUUCACACCUCCGACCCGUCGAAAAAAGGGGUCACGGCGUGUCACCGAGCAAGGGGGAGGGGUAACAUUUAAAAAACCUGACGCUGCGACGCUCCUGUCUUCUACCUCUCGUCCUCACACUCGUUCUUCCAGAUCCCUCUCUUCCUUUGCCUGAUCUCCUCUUCCCACUGCCAUGUUUCAAAAUAAAAGAAGACAAAAAAAAAAAAACGUAUCAGGUCAGAUUAAAGGCGGGACUUUAGAGUGCUAUUUGGAGGACUGCGUGUGUGUGUCUAUUAAAAAGGACAGUGAUUGACAGUUUUUUCCAGCCAGUCAUCAUUCACAAAUAAGACAGGGAGGUAAUUAAACUGAAAGGAUGGUUGAUAGAGUCAUCUCUAAAUAAACCAAGAGAAGAAAAACGUUUUCCUCUGUUUAACAAGAAGGUAGAGAGAAUAUUAGUAUGAAUGUAAAGCCGA
Molecule: messenger RNA, 2197 nt
Organism: Chanos chanos (milkfish)
Lineage: Eukaryota; Metazoa; Chordata; Actinopteri; Gonorynchiformes; Chanidae
Gene: clk2b
Product: CDC-like kinase 2b
Exons: 13
Coding region: 64-1725 (553 amino acids)
Biological process (GO): regulation of RNA splicing; peptidyl-tyrosine phosphorylation
Cellular component (GO): nucleus
Molecular function (GO): protein serine/threonine kinase activity; ATP binding; protein tyrosine kinase activity
Source: RefSeq, a predicted model, not a curated record